Messenger RNA from Trematomus bernacchii (emerald rockcod), 1753 nucleotides. It is a transcript of the gene agk, whose product is annotated as acylglycerol kinase. Gene Ontology annotation, molecular function: ATP-dependent diacylglycerol kinase activity; ceramide kinase activity; acylglycerol kinase activity. Gene Ontology annotation, cellular component: mitochondrion; TIM22 mitochondrial import inner membrane insertion complex. The transcript has 14 exons. Gene Ontology annotation, biological process: ceramide biosynthetic process; protein insertion into mitochondrial inner membrane. NCBI's taxonomy places the organism in Eukaryota, Metazoa, Chordata, Actinopteri, Perciformes, Nototheniidae. The record is from RefSeq and is a predicted model, not a curated record. Bases 138 to 1409 code for a protein of 423 amino acids.
ACACCAACAUGUCCAUGCAGUCUGACAGUAGAAAACCCGUGACCGCUGGGAUGAAAAUGUCUCAUUCAUGAAUAUAAAACAUCGCAAAUGUUUCACUUUAUUAAAAUAGAGUGCUUGGUAACUAUUUAAUCAAAACCAUGGCUCGGGUUGUGAAAGUGUUUCGCACUCUGCGGAAUAACUGGAAGAAAUCCACAUUUGCUGUGUGCGUCUUGUCUUAUGGAGGCUACUGGCUGAAUGGUAAACACAGUGACUCCCUACUGCGGAGGGAGGCCUGUCUAUUGGCCAGGGAGUUUGGGCGUCAACAAAUAGCACCACAUGAGCGUCUGAGGAAAGCAACAGUAAUUUUGAACCCUGCAGCCUGCGGUGGGAAAGCCAACAACCUGUUUGAAAAGAAUGCUGCUCCUAUAUUACACCUGGCUGGUGUGGAGGUGACAAUAGUAAAGACAGAUUAUGAGGGCCAGGCAAAAAAACUGAUGGAGCUUGCAGAACAAACAGACAUGCUGAUCGUGGCCGGAGGGGAUGGCACCUUGCAGGAAGUCGUCACAGGAUUACUGCGAAGGCCCGAUCAAGACACCAUCUGUCAGACACCCAUUGGAUUCAUUCCACUGGGCUCCCGCAACUCCCUGAGUCCGAGUCUUCACCUCCUCAGUGACAACAAGGUCAAAGACAUUACAUCAGCAACACUGUCCAUAUUGAAGGGAGAAACUGUUCCUCUGGAUGUGCUGCAAAUCAAAGGGGAGACAGAGCAGCCCGUCUUCGCUCUGAUGGGAUUACGUUGGGGUGCUUUUAGAGAUGUGGCGACAAAAAUCAGCAAAUAUUGGUACCUUGGACCACUGAAGACCAACGCAGCACAUUUGUUAAGUACUCUACAUGAGUGGCCCCUGGUCCGGGAGGUCUCAGUGUCCUACUUGGAUCCAAACCUGCGGCCCCCUGAUCUGUCCCCUCAGAAGCCCCAGAGACCCAGCCUGCUGUACCGCAUCUUCCUCCGGCUGAAACACCGCUGGAGCCCUCCUGUCGUAGAGCCUCCAAAAGUGGAAGAGCCAGAGGAGUGGAAAGAGGAGCAGCUAUCGACGCUAGAGCUGUUUGUUCAAACAAACAACAAAAACCCAGUGCAGAGGCGUAUAAAUGACUCCAUGAUGAUCUACGCCGAACCAGACAACCUCACAGUGAGCGAGUACAUCACUGUCGGAAACAAAAAAGACCAGGACCCCACCGUAUUCACUAAGGAGUCCACUAAACUGGAAGCCAGUGCUUGCCGGCUGCAGCUGCCAGAGGGUACCGCUGGCUUUUACAACAUCGACAACGAGGAGUACGAGGCCAUGCCUGUAGAGAUAAGUCUGUUGCCACGGAAACUACGCUUCUUUAUCAGUGCGGAGCGCAGGGAGCAGCUCCUCGCACAGAUGCAGUGAUGGAAAAAUACAUCACAACAAAGAGAAGAUAAGAACAGACGGAGACAAAAACUGAUCUCAAGAGAAACACAGGAGCAAAGAACCGCCAGACACUCUGAGGUUGUUUGGAAAACAGAUGUCAUACUAAUGGAUUAUUUUACUACAUGUAAAUUAUGAUAGAAUAUACAGUUUAUCAAUUAUAAAGAUCACAUUACACACUGUUGUGUAUAAAAGGACCAAGGCUUUGUUUCUUUAGGCCAGUCACCUGUGUACAGAUUGACCUGAGGAACGGACGUUAUGUUUACUGAAUGGUUUACUAAUGCCAUCACAUUUCAACUUGGUCAAUAAAAAUAAUUUCUGUCCAA